GACAACUGCGGUUUAAUUUUUUCCACAACAAAGGCCCCACAGCACUCUGAAGACCCAAGUCUUCUCUUAAUAGCCGUCUACUAUUCGUUUUGGCGAUUCCUUCCUUAUCUCAUCGCAGAAAGCAUCCCCAUCACCAUCAUCCAUAUCAGAACUCUUUCAUCCUAAUUCCAAUCCCAAGCAAGAAAAAAUGGUUGAUGCUGCUGUUAGAGCUACCAUUAAGGUUGGAUUGAACACGGUUGUUUCCCUUGCCGCUGAUCAUGUUAAUCUGGCUCUUGAAUUCCCAGAGGAGCUGGAGAGACUCAAAGAUUCUGCUGCAAUGAUCCGAGGCUUCUUGGCCGGUGCCGACAAGGACAUGCGUAGACCAGAGGUGCAAAUUUGGCUCGAGCAGCUGGAAGAUGAGGUUUUCAAAGCUGACAAUGUGCUGGACGAGCUCAACUAUGAAAAUCUUCGUCGGAAGGUGAAGUAUCAAAAUCAAAAUCAACUCACGAAGGUAUUCUUCUGCUUUUCAUUCUUUAAUGAAAUUGCUUUUCGUUGGAGGUUGGGUUCAACGAUCAGGGGGGUCAACGCGAACCUUGAAGGGAUCCAUGGGCGUGCCAGAGGUUUGAGUCUGGAGUGCAAGGGCCAAUCUGAAGAAGCAUCGGGAGCCACAGCAAACCGACAGACCGACUCUAUGAUUGUUCCAAGUGAUGUCAUUGGAAGACACGAGGAUGAAUCAAAAAUAGUUGACAAGUUGUUGACCCAAUCUAAAAGUGAUCGUAUUUCAGUUAUUUCCAUAACCGGCCCGCCAGGAUUAGGAAAAACAACUCUAGCUAAAGCCGUUUUCAACAAUCCACAGUUUGAUAAUCAUUUUGACAAAAAAAUUUGGGUUUGUGUGGCUAAACCGGUUAACAUCUUGCAGCUCUUCAAAAUGAUUCUAGAAACGUCAACAGGAAAAAAGGCUGAAGUGGAUAAUAGGCAAGUAAUAGUUAAAGGAAUUGAAACUGAACUUAAGGAAAAAAGAUAUUUGCUUGUUCUUGACGAUUUGUGGAAUCAUCAACAACUAUUGUUGGAUAACUUUUUCACCACAUUUAAGGCACUCGAAGCGAAGAAAGGGAGCUGGUGUCUUGUUACCACUCGUCUAGAACAUGUGGCAACUACUCUGUCUGGACUUCCGCAGAUCAAUUUUACUCGCCAUAAGCUAGCAAAGCUAUGCAGUGAUGGUUGCUGGUCCAUCAUUAAUAAAUGGGUAAAUGUAGGGGAAGAAGUACCAAAAGACAUAAAGGAGCAAGUUUUAGGAAGAUGUAAGGGUCUACCUCUGGCAGCAACGUUAAUUGGAGGUUUGUUAUCUAACAAGGGAAUAGAGGAUUGGCUAUCUAUUUUGAAGGAGAGCCUCUUGAAUGGAGAUCAGGGUGGGAUUGAGCAAAUAAUUAAGGUGAGUUUUGAUCAUCUGUCACCUGCACCGGUUAAGAAAUGCUUUGCAUAUUGCUCAAUUUUUGAUCAAGAUACUGACUUGGAACAAGAUCUACUAGUUGAGCUUUGGAUGGCUGAAGGCUUUCUUCAACCGGAUUCCCAAAAUCAAACGAUGGAGGGAAUGGGAUGUGAGUAUUUGAGAAUUUUGCUGCAAACUUCCUUAUUGGAAGAAGUAAGACGUUGGAGGGGAACUUGGUAUAAAAUGCAUGAUCUUGUGCAUGAUUUUGCAAAAUCAAUUUUGAAUCGUAACAGCCGCAAUCAGGACCGUUACCUUGCGGCAUCUGAAAGAAUGUUAGAAAACAUGAACGAAAAAGCAUCAGCAUCACUUCGCACAUUAUUUCUGGACGGUGGCAUAGCUGAUGAUAUGUUAUCAAAGUUCAAAUACUUACAUGUCCUAAAAUUGUUUGGAGAAGAUGUCAAAGAGUUGCCGACCUCCAUUGGCAAACUAAUACAUUUACACUUACUUGACAUAUCAGGUUCUAGCAUUAGAACUUUGCCAGAAUCUCUUUGCAAACUUUACUGUUUGCAAACACUGAGAAUUGACGCGCUUGAAAAAGGUUUUCCAAAGGAGAUGAGCAAUUUGAUUAGCAUGAGACAUCUUCACUAUUUUCAUGAUGAUACAAGAUGCAAAAUCAAUUUGAUUAGCAUGAGACACCUUCACUAUUUUCAUGAUGAUACAAGACGCAAAAUCCAAAUGCCAUCCGGGAUUGGACGAUGGACUUGUCUUCAAACAUUGGAGUUCUUUAACAUAGGUCGUCAAGAGGAAGGUCGUGGUAUCCAAGAGCUUGGAACCUUGGAAGAUCUUAAAGGCUCCUUGGAGAUCAGAAAUCUUGAAUUAGUAAAUGGCAAAGAUGAUGCUGAACUGGCGAACCUAUCUAAAAAGCCAAAUCUGUAUCGGUUGGUAUUUGAGUGGGGCAAUAGGGAUCGGGAAAGUAAUAAAUGCGAUGAAAAUGUGUUGGAAGGCCUCCAACCUCACCCAAAUUUAAAAGAGUUGCAUAUCCGGAAUUUUAGGGGUGAACAGAUUCCACAAUGGCUUGUGAACUCAUCAACAUUAGUGGAAUUGUACUUUGUCAAUUGCCAUGUUUUGCUGGCAGAAAAGGUUUUGAGCAAUAUAACCACACUCUCGUCCCUUAAAUUAAAUGGUGACUUAAAUCUCUUUGGUAAUCAACGCGUCGAGUCUCUAAAAUUAGUGAUACGACCAGAGAGCAGCUUGAGCGACUCUGUCUUUUUCCAACUCUUCAGCGUGUAGUAUUGGGGGAUGCCCAUAAUGUAACAACAUUAAGAGGAAUGAGUUGCGCCGCUUGUCUUAAGAGAUUGGAGAUAGACCGUUGCAAGAAUUUACGAGAGUUGCCAGAAGAUCUGUAUCAAUUUCAAGCUUUAGAGCACUUGGCGAUACGGGGUUGCCGGAGAAUUGAUUCAUUUGGAUAUCCAAAUCCUAAAAAUUCAUUUGGACAGAAAGGCCUCCUUAAGUCUCUUGAGCGAUUUACUGUCGAAAGGUGCGGUGCAUUAACAAGUUUGCCAGUGGAGAUGUUCGAGUCGUGUACGUCUCUCCGAAAGCUGAAUUUGUCCAAUUGCCGCAGUCUGGUCUCCUUUCCCCUUGAUUUGCGACGAACCCCUUCUCUUGAGAGCUUCUCAUUAUACUGGUGUGCCAACUUGAUUGCUGGGAUGCCUAGUGGAUUUGGCUAUCUUACCAGCUUAAGGGAAGUGCACAUUGGUCCCUUCUCAGAUUACUCAGUAAUCGAAUUUGAUUGGGCUGGAUUAGCAUCUUCAUCAUCACUCCGACACGUGUCUUUUCGUGGAACGCCUGAAUUGAAAUCUCUGCCACAUCAGCUUCAAGACUUGACUACCAUCACAUCACUGUCUCUACAUCUCUUCGGAGCAAUCGAGGCCUUACCAGAUUGGCUUGGGAACCUUGCGUCUCUUGAUGAGCUAAUCCUCCGUGGAUGCCCAAAGCUUGAAUAUUUACCCUCCGUAGAUGCCAUGGAACGCCUCAAAUUAAGACGUCUGGAAAUUGACGGUUGUCCUCUAUUAACCGGAGGAUGCACACCUGAAAGCGGCUCCGAGUGGCCCAAGAUCUCUAAUAUUUCAGAGCGUGAAAUUUAUUGAUCCGGCCACAAGUGUCAGUGAAGCAGCAAGCAGUGAUAGCGCCGAAACAUUGUGAAAGGCUCAAAAGUGUGCUUAAGGCAGAGUCGGCCUGGAACCUCUAGAGCAUCUUAUUGCACUUUUCGCAUUCUCUAACUGCAACAUCAGGUUGUGGUUUCGAAUCAUUUUUGAAGAAAGAUGAGGAGGUAUGUGGUUUGGAAAUGACUCCACCCAACUUACUCGAAGUACAGGGGAAUUGGUCCAGUUUGUAUCUGACAUAGAUGAUGAUUCUUGAGACUCAUACUGCUGAAAAUUCAUUGGCCCUGUUGUAUAAUUAUAACUGAAGUUAUCCCACCAUCCUUGAUCA
This is a messenger RNA of Coffea arabica (coffee), 3898 nucleotides long. RefSeq names its product putative disease resistance protein RGA3. Lineage: Eukaryota; Viridiplantae; Streptophyta; Magnoliopsida; Gentianales; Rubiaceae. Gene Ontology annotation, molecular function: ADP binding. The record is from RefSeq and is a predicted model, not a curated record.